Messenger RNA from Temnothorax curvispinosus, 1065 nucleotides. Its product is annotated as TP53-regulated inhibitor of apoptosis 1-like. The record is from RefSeq and is a predicted model, not a curated record. Lineage: Eukaryota; Metazoa; Arthropoda; Insecta; Hymenoptera; Formicidae. The transcript has 3 exons. Bases 166 to 387 code for a protein of 73 amino acids.
AUUCAUGAACAGCAUAGGCGAGGCAUGCAACGAUCUGAAGCAACAGUACGACGCCUGCUUUCACACGUGGUUCUCCGAGAAAUUCUUGAAAGGAAAUCCACAAGUGUAUAACGCAUGAAAAGGGGGAGAGAGAGAGCGAGGGUGUAAAAUAGCGAGGGUGGCAACAUGGAGGCUUGCAGUGAGUUGAAACAGAAGUACGACGCCUGUUUCAACAGUUGGUUCUCCGAAAACUUUUUAAAGGGGGAUACCAACGAUUCGAUGUGCGCUCCCUUGCUUAAAGUCUAUAAAGAUUGCGUAGCGAAAGCCAUGAAGGAGCACCAUAUUGAACUGAAAGAUAUGGAAACGAAUUAUUUGGAAACCGAGAAGGAGAAGCCGCCACACAGUUGACAUAAAGACGUUUGCACGUUCACAUCUGGGUAGCUACGCAGCUUUUUCACGGACAAUCGGCAACGCAAACAGUGCAACUUUGGACGUCGUUCCUACUUCUUAUGAUGAACAGUUAAAAUUAACUGAACUAUAGUUAAUUGAUAGUUAAAUGUUGUCAACUAGCCGCUGCACUAUUGUUGCCGAACAUUCUACACACAAGUGACAUUAAAACAUUUUAAUUGUUGUAACAAGAGAAACUAUGUACAUAUAAUGUCUAUGUAUUAUCUAUACGUAAUAUAUACAUGUCAUUAAUAGCAAAUUUAAUUGGUUCUGUAAUUUUAGCAUUCUUUAUUAUAUGACAUCUUGGAUUUUUCUUCAAAGACCUACACUUUGUGCAGACAAAACCUGUAUAAAAUUACUUCAAUUGUUGUAAAUGAAAUAGUAACUGGAUAACGUAAAAUAAAUAAAUUUACAGAGCUAGUAAAUAUAUAGCUAAAGGACUUUUACAUGUCUCUUCGUUGGAACAAGAGAGAAAGAAAUACGUUUGCUCAAAGAAAAAAAAAAGCAGAGCAAAAAUAUUCAACGACGGCAAUAAGUUGUUAUUUGUUUUCACAGCAUUCAGAUCUUAUAACUUUCUAAUAUUAGUCCGUUUUAAAUAUAAAAAUGCAAUUUAUUUUCGUUAUAUAAAUUGACGAAGAA